Messenger RNA from Spodoptera littoralis (African cotton leafworm), 258 nucleotides. NCBI's taxonomy places the organism in Eukaryota, Metazoa, Arthropoda, Insecta, Lepidoptera, Noctuidae. The record is from the annotation of a GenBank genome assembly.
AUGUUGUUCCUGCCGCGUAGACAGCUCAUAUCGUGCAGAGUAAUCGCGAACCUCGCCCUACACCAUCCGAUAUGGACCGCCCGAUUCCUUGAAACGGGUCUCUUUUUCUUCUUCAACCAACCGACCUAUUUCGAGGAAUGGGUUACAAACACGAAGCGACAAAUCUUUCCACCGGAGAACAUGAAAGACAGAGAAGCUAUACAGCAACUCAUUAAAGAUAUGAGAAAGAAACAAAUGGAAGCAUUGGAAAAGGAAUAA